CUCUCUGGGAAGCGCGCGCAUUUAUUCAGUAGCAGGAGCGCGCGGAGCGCAUAAAUUGGGUGAGAAAGGCAGCGUGAGCAUGCUGUUAGGAGUUGUCAGCCUCAGAAUUGGAUUUUUUGAAUAUAGUUACAGUUUCGGAGCAAAUGAGAACUGGGAGGAACACGUAUCUACUCCGAGAAUAGCUUCUUCGCGGCAGCUCAAUUUAAACGGGUGUUUAAAUUAGAUUUGAGUUAGUGUAGUCGUUUCAUUUUCGCAUGGAAUGCACCGUGGCGUCUCACUUUUAGUUUUAGACAUCGUUAAUUGCAAGCGUGGAUAUUACUGACGCGCUGCGCACGCGAACACAACUGGGGGGACAUCGCUGCAUGUAAUCUCCGAAAUACAUUAAACAAUAGAAUAACAGACACACAUAUGCUUCUCUCUACAUGGCUUUCCGUCUCUGAACAGCGGAAAACCACACAGACGAGCUUGUAUAAUUAAAGCUUGUGGCAGGAACGCGGACGAUCAUUAUUUUGUUGUUGCAAAGCAAUUUCUUCUCAGAGACGCGAGCGGCGCGCGCAGAAGUGUGCUGGAGCCGAGAACGGAUCGCCUGGAGCCGGACACCUCGCUCCUCAGGACGAUGGUGUUAGACAAGGAAGAGGGUGUGCCUAUGCUCUCCGUCCAGCCCAAAGGAAAACAGAAGGGAUGCGCCGGCUGCAACCGCAAGAUUAAAGACCGCUACCUGCUCAAGGCACUGGACAAAUACUGGCACGAAGACUGCCUGAAAUGUGCCUGCUGCGACUGCCGCCUGGGGGAGGUGGGCUCCACCCUCUACACCAAAGCCAAUCUCAUCCUCUGUCGCAGGGACUACCUGAGGCUCUUUGGUACAACGGGGAACUGUGCAGCCUGCAGUAAACUGAUCCCAGCCUUUGAAAUGGUUAUGAGGGCCAGAGAUAAUGUUUACCAUUUGGACUGUUUUGCCUGUCAGCUUUGUAACCAGAGGUUUUGUGUGGGCGACAAGUUUUUCCUAAAAAACAACAUGAUUCUGUGUCAGAUGGACUAUGAGGAGGGGCAGCUCAACGGGAGCUUUGAGACACAAGUUCAAUAGCCAAUCAAACGAUGGCAGCAGCAGCUCUCGGUCCCCACACACAAACACGCGCUUCUGUGCGACGGAUGUUCUGCUGCACUCAGAGAGAAGAGCAUCUGUCUGCUUGCCUGCAAUACUUUUUACAGUAAAAGCCCUAUUGGUCCCUGAGGACUCUAUUGUAAAUGUACUACUUUUUGGCCCUUCCUGUCCCCAACACUGAGCAGUUACACGUUUUGAUGUACAGUUGUGCCUGCUUAGCUGAGCACUGUAAUGCCUGUAUGGUUUUUGUGAUGUUUUUCUGUUUUGGUCUCCAACUUUCUCUCACACUCUCACUCUCUCUCUUUCUAUUUCUCAUUCCCUUGUUCUUCUAAUGCUUCUCUGAGGGUAUGUACAGUCGGUUUUCUGUAUAUAUAAACUGGAACAUUUAUUUUAUGAAACUGUAAUGCAAUUUUAUUACCAGUGUGAAUUAAACAGAUUCUUAAAUGUU
This is a messenger RNA of Megalobrama amblycephala (Wuchang bream), 1550 nucleotides long. It is a transcript of the gene lmo1, whose product is annotated as LIM domain only 1. NCBI's taxonomy places the organism in Eukaryota, Metazoa, Chordata, Actinopteri, Cypriniformes, Xenocyprididae. The record is from RefSeq and is a predicted model, not a curated record. The transcript is spliced from 4 exons. Gene Ontology annotation, biological process: positive regulation of transcription by RNA polymerase II. Gene Ontology annotation, cellular component: nucleus. The coding region runs from base 617 to 1084 and encodes 155 amino acids. Gene Ontology annotation, molecular function: DNA-binding transcription factor binding; transcription coactivator activity.